AUGUCUUCCCAUCAGCAUCAGCAACAGUGUGCACCACAAGCCCAGCAGCAGCAGCAGGUGAAGCAGCCCUGUCAGCCACCUCCUACUAAAUGUCAAGAGGCAUGUGUGCCCAAAACCAAGGAUCCAUGUGCUCCUCAGGCUAAGAAACAAUGUCCACCGAAGAGCACAGACCCGGCUCAGCAGAAGUGUCCUUCUGCCCAGAAAGAUCCUAAGUGUAAACAGAAGUAAAGAUGGACUGGCAAAC
Peromyscus maniculatus bairdii (prairie deer mouse) is the source of this 244-nucleotide messenger RNA. The record is from RefSeq and is a predicted model, not a curated record. NCBI's taxonomy places the organism in Eukaryota, Metazoa, Chordata, Mammalia, Rodentia, Cricetidae.